This is a messenger RNA of Megalobrama amblycephala (Wuchang bream), 8478 nucleotides long. It is a transcript of the gene limch1a, whose product is annotated as LIM and calponin homology domains 1a. The record is from RefSeq and is a predicted model, not a curated record. Lineage: Eukaryota; Metazoa; Chordata; Actinopteri; Cypriniformes; Xenocyprididae. Gene Ontology annotation, cellular component: stress fiber. Gene Ontology annotation, biological process: positive regulation of stress fiber assembly; regulation of focal adhesion assembly. Gene Ontology annotation, molecular function: myosin II head/neck binding.
UCUCCCGUUCUGUAGGAGAAGAGACAGGGAGGCUGAUGCGUUCGCCUUGCUGCCCCUUACGCAUUGGUUGAACGUAGACCUCUGGUGUUUUUUUAGUUUAUAUUUUUAGCAUCGGAGGUCGGACUCGUAUUGCAUCGCGCGUGGUAAAAAGUGCAGUUCAUCUGCAGUGCUGCUGAGCGCUGGAGAACCGCAGUGUGUUGCGCUGUGAACGCUCGAGCUCAGCAUAUUGAACGUGUCCGCUAAUACUGCGAAUGAUCUGAAGUAAACACACAGGUCUGUUUGCGGAGCGCUGGAUAUCUCAUCUAGGCUUUCAGUGGCCCUCUUGCUAAGACGCUUUUUUGGAAAUGGCCAGUCCUGGAAACGAUUCGGCUUCAAAUGCCCAGCUGGAUCAGGGUGAAUCUGCAGAUGCUACCCCUGAACCAGCGUUUCAAGAAGCUCAGAAAUGGAUCGAGGCAGUGACAGGAAGAAGUUUUGGUGAUAAGGAUUUCAGAGGUGGACUGGAGAAUGGCAUUCUGCUCUGCGAGUUACUGAGUUCGAUCAAACCAGGCCUUGUGAAAAAGAUCAACAGACUCCCAACACCCAUUGCAGGACUGGAUAAUCUGACCAUGUUUCUGAGAGGAUGUGAAGAGCUGGGAUUGAAGGGAUCACAGCUGUUCGAUCCCGGAGACCUGCAAGAUACAUCGAUACGUGCAAACUUAACGGGCUCUGACUGCAGUAGAAAGCUGAAGAAUGUGCUCAUAACCAUAUACUGGCUUGGUAAAGCUGCUAACAGCUGUGCAACAUAUAACGGCCCCACGCUCGACCUAAAAGAGUUUGAGGGGCUUCUUUCCAUGAUGCGAAAGGAGUGUGUAAAUGAAGAGUUGGACUCCCCUAAGCGCAGUAUAAGGGACAGCGGUUACAUCGACAGCUGGGAAUCAGAGCGCUCUGAUUCGCUGUCUCCUCCGAGGCACGCCCGGGAAGAUUCGUUUGACAGUCUCGACUCAUUUGGCUCACGAUCACAGAACACACCCUCUCCAGACACUGUUAUUCGCUGCAACAGUGAUGACUCUGAAGGCGACGGUGGUCAUAGGAAGUUGCCAGAUGUGCGUAAAGAUGACAUGUCUGCCCGCCGUGUGUCCUACAAAGAGCCUCGUGCGGCUCUACCCUUCAACCAGUAUCUGCCGAACAAGAGCAACCAGACCAACUACCUUCCUGCCCCCCUGAGGAAGAGGAGGAGCGAGAGAGAGGAAGACAAGAGGAGUCUAAGCAACUCAACGUCUCCUGUUGGAGAAAGACCUCUCAGAGAAGAAUGCGUAAAAGUAUUAAAAGAGGGGGCUGGCGUGUCUCGAAGUCUUGCAUUGAAGAAAAAUUUCACCUGGGCAGAUGAGAAAGGGGCCGAGCUCGAGGAGGCGGAGCUUAAGAAAAUAAGGAAGCUUGAAAAGGCAGGAAUUAAAGUAUUACCCGCCACUGUGCGAUAUAACAGUCCAAUCGAGAAUCCUGUGGAGGCCAAUAAAGCUAAACCGCCUUCACCUGACAUCAUUCUUCGUCGAGACAAUGAAUUCAUGCGGGCUGCUGCCACACAUCAGUGGGACUCGAAUGAGGAAGAUGAAGAUGAAGAGGCAGAGCAGAAGGUUCCAGAUGUCCAAAAGGAUGAUCUUGCUUCUCGCAGAGCGCGCAUGAAUCAAUUCAAACCAAGUGUGGCCCAUAACUUCCUGCCAGUCUCUUGUAGUUGGAAGGACCGAGAGAAAUGGGAGGGAAUCAGGCUGGCAUCCCAGCAUGCUGUGUUGGAGAGGAUGGAGAAGAUGGAACAGGAGAAAAAGAGUCAGGCUGACUCCACACCCCCUGAGAUACCAAUCAUAACUCGUAAGGACAAUCCUUUCCUGAAUCCUGAAAAAGAAAGGGCAAAAGAAGGGGAUGAUGAUGAUAAGAAAGAGGUAGAAGGGAAGAUAGUUGUCCCAAACCCACACAAAGAUGAUCUAGCAAGGAGGCGGACUGAGGGAAGGCCACGCCCUCCCAAAGAUCCUCAUCAGUCAUUGGUCCAGACUUCCAUCACUCAAUCAGAUCUGGAAACAUGGCAGAGACUCAAGAUGAAUACAGAGAGCAGUGAGUCUGACCCCACCCCUGCUGAAGUGUCAAUCAUAACUCGCAAGGACAACCCCUUCCUGACCCCUGAGAAAGAAAGUGGGAGUGAGCAGGAGAAUGAGGAAGGGACAGACAGAGAGAAAGUGGGGAGGGUGGUGGUGCCUAAUGUAAAGACAGAUGACCUGGCCAGAAGGCGGGCCCAAAGUGGGCCCAUCCCACAGAGAGACCCCCGGCAGUCAUUGGCUCAAACAACCAUCACUCAGUCAGACCUGGAGAAAUGGCAGAGGCUCAAGAUGAAUACAGACAGCAGCGAUGACCCUAUUGUCCCUCUGUGUCAGACGUGUCUUGAGAAAGGCUGCCUCUCUGUCUCCUCCAAGACGAAGGUUGCCAAGAACGACCUGGCCGGUUGCCAGGAACGUUCCUCCGGUGAACGGCGGCGUUUUGUGACAUUUGGGGGUGUAACAGAGAUGGAGAGUACUUCCUGGAAAGAGGAGGAGGAGGAGGAGGAGGAUGAGGAAAGGGGAGAGGGACAGGGAGACGAGGCAGAGAAGCUUCGGUAUCUUCUCUCAAUGGCAUCUGUUGCUGUGCCCACCAUAGGGCUGGGCUCCAGACUGACAAAGAGAGCGGUGGGCAGUGGAGAUGCAAACCCUGAGCCUGCUCCCAUCAUGCCCCCUGAACCUCCAAACCCUGCCAUGUUUGACCUUAAACAGCCUUUGACCUCCACCGAGCGCAGGGUGCUGGAGGAGGAACUGGAUAAGAAAGCUAAGGAUGAGAGGGAGGAUGAUGAAGAGGACGAAGAAGAGGAGAGGCAACCGGAUGUAGAAAAGGAUGACAUGCUAGCUCGUAGAACAGGAGCAUUUCAGAAGCCAGCAAGCGGGACGACAUAUAACAGAUUCCUCCCGCAGCCAUGUUCCAAGAGAGAAGGUGCGACAGUGGCUUCCAUAGCCCAGAAAGCAAGUAUCCAGAUGGGCAUGAGUGGAGACAGAGACUUCCAAUACCUGGAAAGAAACAUAAAGACAAAGAGAACUAAGAUUGGACAGAGAAAUGAACCAGUCGAUCAAGUACCAAAGACACCUGUUCCGCUUUCUGAAGUGACCCAAAAGAGCCCUGACAUUGUGCGCUCAUCUGCAAUUAACGUUGAUCGCUCUGGAGGAUUUGAUGAUGAUGAUGAUGAGUGUGGGGAUGAUGGUCAUCUGCCAGAUUUUGAGAAGGAUGACAUGCUAGCACGAAGAACUGGAUCUCAUCAAAAGCCAAGUGCAGGGACAGGACAGGCUUUUAAUGCAUUUCUGCCCAAACCUGGUUCUGUCAAACACAAAACCACCCCUGUCAGUGGAUCGCAGUCAUACUUCAAGACUAGAGAGCAAGAGACAGCCCCGGCUCUGGACAGCUUCACCCUUAGCUCUGUGGCCCCGCCCCCAAGAGAUGCUGAGGACAUGCCUAGGAAGUGCCAUCAGAUGAUGGACAGGCAGGAGGUGGGCUCUGUGGGUGUGGUGGGAAAAGUCUUAUUAAAAGAUGAGACUAUAACCAAAAGCCCCUCCCCCAUACCCGACCAACCCUCGCGCCGGUCCCUUUGGCAGGAAGAUGAUGAUCUCCCCCCAAUAUUCAGAGCUACUAGUGUUUCUGAUGAAACAGAGAGUGUGAGUUUGAUUGACAUGCGUGAUGAAGAGGAUGAGCUUGCCUACCUUCGGGCGCACAGCCAAUCACGGCAUGAGCACCUACACAACCAGUACAACAAACUCAAAGAGGAGGAGGACCAGUGGCAAGACGACUUGGCUCGCUGGAAGAGUCGGAGACGAAGUGCUUCUCAAGAUCUGAUCAAAAAGGAAGAGGAGAGGAAGAUGAUGGAGAAGCUAAUGACAACGGAUGGAGGAUCCGGCCAUCGCAGGAAGAGCAUCAAAACAUACAAAGAAAUAGUAGAAGAGAAAGAGCGUAGGGAGCAGGAGCUACAUGAACAAUACUGUAAGGCCUCCACUCCAGAAGAGAAAGCAGCUGUGCUUCAACGCUAUGCUCUCCGUUUCACCAUCAGCGAUGCCAUAUUGGAGAAACUCCAGCUCCCCAAACUGCCUUCUGCUGCUUCACCGAUGCACACGUCACCUCUCCAUCAGCCUGAGAAGAAGCCAACAUGCACCGCCUUAGUAGAAGCAAAGGUUCCAGAGCCUGCACAGACUACCCAAACACACCACAGUAUCCAUGAAGAACAGAAGACUGCAGAAACACAGGCACCGGCACAGCCCAAAACCCCUGAACCAUCACCUGCCAAGUCCAUCAAAGCUCCAGAAGUCCUGUCAGCACCCACACGAGUUCCUCCUGCUCCAUCAAAGCCUGUACCCCUCAUCACCCCAAAACCCUACAGCCAGCCUAAAUUCAGCCAAGGCCUCCGUAAAUCACUAAAGAGUGAUGGGCUGAUACGUGUGAAUGGUGAAAGCACUCAGCAGGAGAGCAGAGAGAGGGAUGAUAGAGAUUCUGUGCAUCGUCCUAUCAACUUCUCUCCCUCACCUCCAAAGCCAGCCACUCAAAGUCAACAAAAUGUGGAACUAAUUGUGUUAGAAGCCUCAGACCACCAGCAAAACUUGCAGAUUUCUGUUCCUGAACAGGAGAAAGAAGUUUUACAGAUGGGAAAGGAAUGUUCUCUUAUUUCUCAAGAAGAGGACAUCAAAGAAGACACCUCAACUGCACUAUUGGUGUCAGAACCAGCAGGAAAACAGCCAGUGCCAGACACAAUGACGAAGCUCAACUGUGUUGUCACAACAACCAUAGUGACAGAACUCACUCAGACACACCAAAUCCCACCAAAUGACAUGUCCUGCACAGAGGAGCUUGGUUCAGUCCAUAAUUCAUGUGAUCUGAGUUCAACUGCCGAGACCAUCACAGCUGACCAGACUUCAUACUCACUCUCACUGUCAGAUGGGAUUGACUACUCCAUUGAAUGUAUUGAAACCCCAAUGCUAAACCUUGCAAAAAGGGUUGAUCACUGGACGUGGGAUCCUAAUGAAGAGCGCAGACGGCAGGAGAGAUGGCAACAGGAGCAGGAACGCCUGCUUCAGGAGAAAUAUCAGAGAGAGCAGGAGAAGCUGAAGGAGGAGUGGGAGAGAGCGCAGAGAGAAGUGGAAGAGGAGGAGAGGAGACACCAUGAAGAGGAGCAACGGAUACUGGAGGAAACUGUGACCCCACUGACCCCUCGCACCUCAGUUUUAUCAUCCAGUAGCGUGACUGAGGCUCCAUCCCUCACCCCACCCUCAGCCCCUCGUGACACUAUUGUCCUCUCUUUGGCUGACUGGGACAAGAAACAGGAAAUGUUGGAGAAACAGUCACAGACGAAUCAAAGUAACAGCCUGACACACAGCCCUGAUCAAGUAGUCACACCAGCUCAGCAGAACGGUCAGAGGACUGAACCUCAGGAGAGCCAAACAGCCACACCACAACUGCAGUUUAUACAGGAUGGCUCUUGGAGCUGUAAGUCUAAAGGCAGGCAAGAGGAUUUGAAGAAAACUGCCUCACUUGAUCGUAAACAGAGUCCACCCCAGAGCCAGACCACAGGGAUGAGGAGGACUGGGUCGUGUGAAAAUGUUUUAGGGACACACCCAUCAAAAUCACCCACACCAUCACAAGACACGCCACCUCCAUCACCCAGCAGGUCAGUAAGUGGAAAGAAGCUUUGCUCCAGCUGUGCACAUCCUUUGGGUAAAGGAGCAGCUAUGAUCAUUGAAACCUUGGGGCUGUACUUCCACAUUCAGUGUUUUAAGUGCGGCGUGUGUAAAGGGUUACUUGGCGACACAAGUGCUGGAACUGACGUCAGAAUUCGAAAUGGACUUCUUAAUUGUCAAGAAUGCUACAUAAAAUCAAGGGCUGCUGGCCAGCCAACAACAUUGUGAUGCCUCUGCACUUCUGACAAGGAAAUGGAACCGAAAUCAGGUUAAACCAAGCCAGGACCAGACCCAAGAAGAUUGGAUUUUAUGUUUCUACAACAUUUCCAACUAUUUUACUUACAGCACAAUCAAGCAUAGACAUUAACGUCAAAACUGGAAUCAUGAACGCAUGAUGGGUUUUCCUCUGGACUUUGUUUGACUGAAUGUUUUUUGUGCUCGCUGAAAUAUGACAUGAUAAAAGAGUCCAUAAAAUAUAUUACAGCGAGUCUGUUCGUACAGUUAAUUUUACACUUUAGAAUGAGAAGUACUGGUUGCACUUUACCUCACAGUGGCCAUGUUACACACAUUUCAAUAGCAAUAAGGCCAGAAACAUACUGUACGCAAAUGCAGACGUACGGUCUUGUUUAAAUGCAUCAGCAACAAACCUCAGUAGUUAAUGGGGAGAUAGAGAUAAUAUCAAAUGCGUGUGCCAUUUUAACCCCAAAUACAACCCCAUUUCCAGAAAAGUUGGGAUAUUUUGUAAAAUGCAAUAAAAUGUGGGAUUUGUUGAUUCUCUUUAACCUUUAUUUAACUGACUGAAAAGUACAAAAAAGAUUUCCAAUGUUUUCACUGACCAGCCUAAUGUUCUGCCUAAAUUUUGAUUUUGAUGGCUGCUACACACUCCAAAAAUAAAUAUAAGAAAUAAGAUUAAUAAAUAUAAGAUCUAAAUUCUCUGCAAGAUUCUCUGCCAUGACAGAAGAAAACUGACUGUAGAAGCCAAGGGGUCAAGGCUUACACCAUUAUGAAAGCAAAAAACAUAUUUUCCCAUUGACAGCCAUUCAAAAGUAGCAAUGUAUUCUGACAAAACAAGCAACUUAUAAAUGGAAGAUCUUUCAUUUUGGUGGAUAUUUUCGCCAGUGACAUUUUUUUAGGGUGAAAUGAAUGUCACAGUAUGGUACAUACACUACUAAGGGUGUGUAGCUAGAAGCGCCCGCAUUCGCGUACUUAUUUAAGACUACAGUAACGACAUGGAAUUAAAAAACUUUCACAAGCAAACUUUUAGUAUUACUCAUAUACUUGUACUCUGUAACAUGGGCACUGUAAUGUAGAGUGUGACUGAAUCCAUUUCUAUUGUGAGGUAGCACAAACAUCCAGUUUUCAUCCAAGAAAAUUUUGCAUCUGUUAUUUUAUUAAUAAUAAAUAAUCUCAGUUUUUGUAAAGGUCUUGCAGGUCUCUCACAUUAUUAAUAAAUGUUGUACUAACAGACGAACGCAUGAUGUGCGACUCUUAGGCUUAGCUGAUUUGUCCUGAUGCCUUAACUGACAACAUGAAAUGAAUACUGAUAAGAUUGUCCAUUACCUUUAUUUAUGGUUUGAAAAAAACAUGUCUUCAUGAACUGGAGUGGAUUUGAUUUAAUGUUCUAUUCCUUCUUCCAUUUUGCAUUUCCUGUUUUAUCUUGUUUGAUAAGUGAGGGGUUUGAUACUUUAUUUGUGCGGUAUUGUUUAACAACCCAUUUAGACAGCAUGUUGCUAGCAGGUAGAUCUUACAUUUCCAUUCGAUUAUUUUUCAAACUUUGUUACUAAUAUUUAUGUUUUGCUCUGCAUUUGAAUGGUAAGAAAAUUGCAUGAUCCCAGAAACCUUCCUUGGUGACGCUUUACAUUACAAUGUCAAUGUUACACACACAUUACAUGCUACUAAAAUGAAGUAAUAACAUUAACAGUGUGCAAAGCAGCUCUACGUAAUCAAAAAUAUUUGAUGUAAUAACUUAAGCAAUGUAAUGUAAAGUGUAACCCUUUGUUAGCUUUUAAAAAUAUUCAAAGUCGUUUUUUUUUGUUUUUGUUUUUUUUAUGUGUUCUGUUGCCUUUCUCUCUUCUGCAAUGUUGUGCCUUAGAAAUGCGCUCCUAGAUAAUGUCUAGUGUCCUUGCAUCCAAAGCUUCAAGUUACCAAUGUGUAUUGGUGAGAGUAUUAUGCAUAUGCACUGAGCACUCUGCUUUGACCCUUGUACUUUAUUCAAACACUCUAUGAAUGUGCGAGCAAGAGAUUUAAAAAUGAAAAGCACACCCUUUGUAAGCUUUUCACUCAUUUCAUGUGCAUUUAGAGAUGUAAAAUUGUUAAAUAGCCAUAUUUAUAUUCAUCUAAAUCAAGGAUUUCAUAUUCAGUGGAAUUCCUAAUGUCAUUGAAAUUUCAAAUACAAGAAACGACAGAUUAUAUUCAGCAAAAAUAGCAUAUAAUUCCUGCUUUUAUAACUUCUGCUUAUGCUUUCUGUUUGAAAUUUGAUUAAAAGACAUCAUCAUUUAGAUCCGGGGGGUUUUGACUUUUGCUUCUAUAUCAUUUGUUUUAUUUUGUGACAUUGUAAGAAUAUGAACUGAAACAAAAGUAAGGCAAUAAUAAUUACUGGAGAGAUUAGCCAAGGAUGAGUGAGAUGUGUGUGACAGAUACAUUUCAUAUUCUGUAUUUAUUAUACCCUUUUAAAAAUGAGCGAUAUAAGACAACCUACAAGACGCUGAAAUGCAAUGGCUUUUAUAGCAAGUGUAUGUUUUUAAAUAAACUAUAAUAAACUAUUUUAAAUGCA